AAAGGGUCCAGUUUGGAGCCGGCCCUCCCUCCAGUUCAAUAUAAAUACAUGCUUCCUCGUCUCUUCCGCUCCACCCGCUCACCCUCUGCUUCUCUACUCCCUUCGUUCUUGGCCGAAUCCAUAGCCGUAUUUUUCCGAUGGAGAAUACUUUGAAGCCAAUGGACGCGGAGCAGCUGAGGGAGUACGGCCAUAAGAUGGUUGAUUUCAUCGCCGAUUACUACAAAAGCAUCGAGUCCUUUCCGGUUCUCAGCCAAGUCAAGCCUGGGUAUCUCAAGGAGCUUCUGCCAGAUUCAGCUCCUAAUCAUCCUGAAAGUUUGCAAGAUGUCUUUGACGAUAUCCGUCAGAAAAUAAUACCAGGCAUAACCCAUUGGCAGAGCCCCGAUUAUUUUGCCUACUAUCCCUCUAAUAGCAGCACCGCAGGAUUCUUAGGAGAGAUGCUCAGUGCUGGUUUUAAUAUUGUGGGUUUCAGUUGGGUAACUUCUCCAGCUGCAACAGAACUUGAAGUGAUUGUUUUAGAUUGGCUCGCUAAAAUGCUGAAGCUACCCAACCAGUUCCUUUCAGCAGGGCAGGGUGGGGGAGUCAUACAAGGCACAGCUAGUGAAGCAGUUCUUGUUGUCUUGUUGGCUGCCCGCGAUAAAACUUUGAGGAAGGUUGGGAAAAAGUCUCUCGAAAAAUUGGUAGUUUAUGCUUCUGAUCAAACACACUCUGCUUUGCAAAAGGCAUGCCAGAUUGCAGGGAUUUUUCAGGAGAACUUUAGAGUGCUGAAGGCUGAUAGAAAUUCAAACUAUUCUCUUUCUCCUGAAGUAGUUUUGGAAGCAAUUUCUAAUGACUUAUCAGCAGGCUUGAUACCAUUUUUUCUUUGUGCUACAGUUGGCACUACAUCUUCAGCAGCUGUGGAUCCUUUGUCUGGGUUAGGUAAGUUAUCCAAGGCCUAUGGCAUGUGGUUUCAUGUUGAUGCUGCAUAUGCUGGCAGUGCAUGUAUUUGUCCAGAGUACCGUCACUAUAUUGAUGGUGUGGAAGAAGCAGAUUCAUUUGGCAUGAAUGCACAUAAAUGGUUUCUUACAAAUUUUGACUGUUCACUGCUCUGGGUAAAGGCCUCCCAAGAAAAUGCUGUUGUGGAUUUCAAAGACUGGCAAAUUCCUCUUGGACGCCGUUUCAGAUCAUUAAAGCUGUGGAUGGUUUUGAGGCUAUAUGGUUUGGAGAACCUACGAAGCUACAUUAGGAAUCACAUAAAGCUGGCUGAACAAUUUGAACAACUAAUCAAAUCUGAUUGUCGGUUUGAGGUUGUGGCCCCUCGAAACUUUUCGCUUGUCUGUUUCCGUCUGCUCCCUGCAUCGGAUGAUUAUGACAAUGGUUAUAAACUGAACUACAACUUACUAGAUGCUGUCAACACCAGCGGGAAAAUCUUCAUAUCACAUACUGUUCUAUCAGGCAAGUUUGUGUUGCGUUUUGCUGUGGGAGCACCACUAACAGAAGAGAAACAUAUCAAGGAAGCUUGGAAGGUGUUACAGGACCAUGCCACGACCCUUUUGAGGAGCAUUUAGGGUUAUAUACAUGACAGAAAGAAAAAGAUUGAAACUAGUCAAUUUGGACUCACUCGCACUGUGGUUCACUUGCUACAGUCUGCCUGUCUGUAACUCCCAUGGAGAUGUUUUCUCACAGGAAAGAUUUUCACAUGAUUGCUUCUUAACAUCCAUUGGCUACUAUUUGCUUUGAUAGUAUGCAAUCCUCUGUUUCUUGGUUCUCUCUCUCAUACACAUACGGAGGAGGGUUUUUUUCCUUUUUUUUUUUUCUCUUCUUCUUCUUCUUCUUCUUCUUGUAUAACAAAAACGAAUUUUGCUAUGUAAAUGUCUUUAUCCAAAACUUUGUUCCAUUUGUUGCUGGUGUAAUCUUACACAUCUUAUGAUUUUAGAAUUAUAAUAACGUAACUGGAAGUUAGUAAUUAAUUAUAAAAUUCCUUUACUUUUGGGAGAGCUUACUGCACGGUGUGAUGGUGGUGUUUUUCUUUUUCUCUUCUUUUGGGCGGGGGUCGAGGAUGGGGGAAGAAUGUUGAUGUUUCAAGAAUGAUAUGUAAGAUUAUGAGGCACUUGCCAGCAGAUAGGAAGUACAAAUUGUCAGUGUACCCUGUUUACUUGACGUACAACGUUUCUCUCUAUUCUGAUUUUCCAUAUGCAUGACUAAGCAUAUUUUCUUUCAUUAUUAAUGACCUUGUUUUUGUUCUAUCACUACAUGAAUUCAUCCUUCUUUUCUUUGGUGUACAGUGUGUUGGUACUGGCCUCUCCAACCUUUUUGAAAGCUUGAAGUCGUUACUUCAGCGCCUCCAAAUAUCUGAUUAGUCCCUUCUCUUUCUGUCGACAAGUUUCAAUUUAAAAGGAUAGAAGCGAUGCAUUUGUACAAUCAAAUGUACAUGCAAAUUCGUAUGUGCAGGUUUAUGGAUAUUUUCAUUCAAAAUGAAUUCAUCUUUAUCGGUACCUUCUCAUCAGUAGAUCAUUUAUUAAAUAUAAUUCUUUUGCUUUCAUCAUUGUAUGAUAUUCUGAAUAAAAUCCAAAUUAGGUUCUCGUGAACCAAGCUAUCCAACAAAA
Messenger RNA from Elaeis guineensis (African oil palm), 2582 nucleotides. The record is from RefSeq and is a predicted model, not a curated record. Lineage: Eukaryota; Viridiplantae; Streptophyta; Magnoliopsida; Arecales; Arecaceae.